GAGGAUAAGGUAGGUAUCCGUAUCUCUGAAUAAAUAUUGCCUGACAUAAAUUAAAUAUUUAUGACUAUUUUAGGAAGUGCACUGUUUUUUGGACAAUUUUGUAUUUAUUAUGUUUUUAUAAAAGCCAUUAUUAAGAUGGAUACUAAACAAAAAACAUCGUUACUGAUUCCUGUUAUAGACUCAUCGUUAUUAUAAAAAUGAAUAAUAUUAAUUUGUCACGUUUUAAUGUUUUGCGUUUUACGAAUUGGGUAUUGUUUUUCUCAUUACCCAUAUUACAAGUUAACUUUUCUAAUAUUAAAUACACAAACGGUACUUAUAUAAAGAUGCCUGUUUUAUAAUAGUUUUAUGUGUUGUAUCUGUAUUCAUUGGCACAGGUAGAGUUCAAAGUGUUAAAACAUAAUUAAUUCAUUUUGUUGCAAAAUAACGUUGUACUUAUAAUCUUAAAUGUAUUUUAAAAUUACGAUGUUUUGGUUUGUGUUAAAUACAAUUUUAAUGAUUUCCGCUGUUUCACAGGUGCGUGGAUUGAAUCAAAAUCCAUCAAAUAUUUCAAAUAAUUUUCACAAUACGAAAAAUGAACCUAGUUUUUUGAUCUUAAAAGAUGCUCAAGGUAAUAUGUAUAAGUAUAUUUAUCCAAAUGAUAUGGACCAAUUUUCUAAGAUGAGUACUCUCGGUAAUAAAAAUUCUACUACUGUGAUACAUCUACCACCGGGAAUAUUGAAAAUAGAAAAUGGUACUUUUAAUAAAACGGGUAAUAUUAAAUCUUUAGAUGAUCUGAAAAUAACGUCUGAAAAACCACAAACCACUACCACAAAACGAACAAUCAAUAAUACACCUACGAAGUCUUUACCUGACAUUAAGGAGAAAAACAAUAACAAACCGUACAUUAAUAAGAACUCAUCUAUUGGAGUGGAUUCUACAUUGCCGAAGACCGAAAGAAAGAAUUCUGAAGAAGAGGAUACUAUUGUUUUGACAAAUGAAAAUGAACCAACCGAAACUACUACCAUAAAAAAUAUUAAAAACGAACAUAAAACUGAAAAAGGUGAAGAUAGUAAUGACACUGGUAAUAUUAUAGCUGACCAGCCAAUUUUAAAAUUAGCACCAAAUCCAAAUACGUUUCCAAAUGACAAUAAUACUAAAGAACAUUCAAAUAGUAUGAUUAUAGAAAGAUUAUUUUUAUUGAAAAAAAACAGUGAAAAAUAUGAGAAUUCAAACGAACAACAGAAUUCGUACAAAUCUAGCGACACGCGUAACGACUUAUUAUUAUUGGUCGAAAAUGAUAUUAAAUUAAAACUGUUUAUAAAUUCAAAGGGAGUAUUGAACAAAUCGUCUCCAGAGAACAGUAGAAAAAAUCCAACAAUAAAAUUAAAGGGCAAUAUUUCCACCGAAGAUGAGAUGACUACAAUUAAUGACUUGCCAAUCUCAAUAAUUGAUACAGAAUGAUAAAACAUUUCAUUAAAAUACUAACAACAAAUUUACAUUAUGAUCGUUUUAACCAUAAGAAAUAAUUUCGAAUCAAAAUUUAUAGACUUAAGUACAAAAAUUAACAAAAUAAAGUAUUGUAUAUAUUGAUAAUUACUGUAUCUAUAAGUAUAAUAUAAUAUUAAAGAAUAUUGUUAAACUUAAAAAUAAUAAUUUAUGCUGUAGUUAUAGUAUAUUAUAAUGAAUGUAUAUGUUUAUUAGAACCAAUAAAAUAUUAUUAUAUAUAGUACAAGACUAUUAUAUUGUACCAGGAUAAGUAAAAUGUAUUUAAAUACCUAUAUCUAUACCUACCUAUAAUAUUUUCGUCAUGAGUUCAGUUUUUAUUUUCUUAUUUUCGAAUUAUUGAGGAGACGACUUUUUUUGUUCAUUUUCUUAUCUAAACGCAGAGUUGAAAGUAUCUUGAAUAUAUGUAUUUUUAUUUUUUAUCUUUUGACAUUUCUAGUAUAUUAUUGUACCUAAAUCCUUUAUUUCUAUGGUACAAGUAUAUUGUAUCUUAUUUGAUGUAAUUUUCAUUAUUAUUAGAUACAAAAAUGAAGAUACAUUUUUUUUUUAGUUAGGAGGGAAUUUUACAAUUAAUUUAUUUCAAUAACUCAAUAUGUAUUUAAUUUUUUUAUGAUAUUCCAUUGGUGAUUGAAAAAAUUAAAAAAUUAAUCUCAAAACAAAUUUAAAAGAUUUCCACUGUGUAGUGCAAAUUAUUUUAGACUACUUAUGUCAACAACAACAAAAUAACCAUGUUGUUAUACACGAAUGUUUAGGUAUCAGAAAUUAUUUUCAAUAUUUAGAUUUCCGAUAAACAUACAUUAUCGCCUUUUUAAUUUCUAUAUUGUAUAUUUUUAGUGUUAAUAUAUUUUAAGUAAUUAUACAUAACUAAUAUAUUAAGUAAUUACUAUAAUGUAUACAUUACAUUAUAUAAAAAAAAAAUUA
Messenger RNA from Aphis gossypii (cotton aphid), 2403 nucleotides. RefSeq lists its product as uncharacterized. The coding region runs from base 445 to 1440 and encodes 331 amino acids. The transcript has 2 exons. The record is from RefSeq and is a predicted model, not a curated record. Lineage: Eukaryota; Metazoa; Arthropoda; Insecta; Hemiptera; Aphididae.